AGAAAGCGAAAAACACACAAAAAUACGGUUAAAAGUUCUGGCGGGUAUGAAUAACAUGAACCGUCUCAGACCACCGUUCCCUCCUAGAAUGGUAGCACGUGAUAUUGUUACGGUUAUAUCCAAUGAAAGUUCUGAGCGCCUUAAAGCGUUUCAUGUUUAUAGAAUAUACUUGCGUAAAAAUGCAGGUUCACAAAAUAUCAUACUCCCAAAUAACAUACUAUCACUUGCUUCGAGUAGGUUUUGGGCUCAAGAGCCGAGGCAUGUUAAAGAGAUGUAUCAGGAAUCGGCUGCCAAAUAG
Messenger RNA from Dentiscutata erythropus, 298 nucleotides. The record is from the annotation of a GenBank genome assembly. Lineage: Eukaryota; Fungi; Glomeromycota; Glomeromycetes; Diversisporales; Gigasporaceae.